AUGCAGAAGAUACAAUAUCCCUCCCUCGACAUAAAUUCCUCAUCCAGCAUCGCAGACCUCAUCUCCUCGUUGAAAUCCCUCAACCAGAAAGUCGACAUCUUGAUCAACAACGCCGGCAUAAACCUAGACGACCAUUUCUCGCCCUCCAACGCUAAGAAAACACUCGACACAAACUACCGCGGCACUCUUAAUGUUUGCAAAGCCGUUCUCCCGCUGCUCGCACCGAAGACCGGCCGCAUAGUGAAUCUCUCCUCAGUCGGCUCGAGUCUAGACCCCUUCAGUCCAGCCCUCGCACAACGCUACAGAACUAUCUCCACGCUUGAGGAUCUGGAAACGUUCAUGAGCGAGUACGAAAAUGCGGUGGCUAACAGCACAGACACUGAGCUCGGCUUUCCGUCCCAGUGCUCGUAUAGCGUUUCCAAGGCGGCGGUGAACGCUUUCACCGCGAUCUUGGCGCGCGAGAACGAGGGACGUGUUAUUGUGAAUUGCUGUUGUCCCGGAUGGGUCAACACUGACAUGGGGAACCAGGUUGGAAAGCCUCCGAAGACACCGGAGGAAGGGGCUAGGAUCCCAGUUAGACUUGCGAUUGGGGAUGUAGGGGGAGUGAGUGGGAGGUAUUGGGCUAAUGAUAGUAUUCGGGGUUCUGGAGAGGGCAAGGUGCAGGAGUGGUAG
Molecule: messenger RNA, 672 nt
Organism: Didymosphaeria variabile
Lineage: Eukaryota; Fungi; Ascomycota; Dothideomycetes; Pleosporales; Didymosphaeriaceae
Exons: 1
Coding region: 1-672 (223 amino acids)
Molecular function (GO): oxidoreductase activity
Source: RefSeq, a predicted model, not a curated record